AUGUCGAUCAUCUCACAGAGCAAGACCGGCUAUGACCAUGACAACUUGCGCCAUGUGGUCAUCACUUCAACCUGCUUUGCUUUCAUUUUGUCUACGACCGCAGUAGGCUUCCGAAUUAUCUCCAGAAAGAUCAAUGGAAACGGUCUCUACCUGGAUGACUUGCUCAUCAUCUCGGCGCUGAUUUUCGAGUAUGGGAUUACAAUAGCUGGAAUUGUUUUGCUCUACAAUGGACUUGGAACCCACAUCGCCUACGUGAAGCCCGAGCAGCUCGUCGUAUACCUGAAGACACUGUUCACCGGAUCCAUCCUCUACACUUGCUGCAUCGCCUCGGUCAAAUUGUCCAUUCUCAUGCUCUACCGCCGGAUCUUCCCUACGAAGCAGAUGAAGAUCGGUGUCAACAUCGUGUCCAUGAUUGUUAUUCUGUGGGCCGCUUGUGGCAUUCUCACUGGCUGCUUUACCUGCAUUCCCACGGAGAAGCUGUGGUAUCCCGAAUUGCCCGGUGGAUGCAUGGAUCUCUCCAAGUUCUACUACGGACUUCAGGUUCCCAACAUCGCGACUGACGCUAUCAUUCUGUUCAUGCCCAUGCAUGUCGUCUGGGGUCUGCCAAUUUCUCGUACCCAGAAAUUUGGUCUUUCGGCCAUCUUCAUUCUGGGUUUCCUAACUUUGGUCUUCGAUAUCGUCCGCCUGGUCGCUCUCAUCGACUUGUCCACCGCUGGCAACGACAUUACCUACAACCAAGUCAACUCGAGUGUGUGGACCUGCAUUGAGCCAGCCGUGGGUAUCGUCGCGGCCUGUCUAUCGAACAUGCGUCCUCUGUUCAAAAUCGUGCAUACCAAGCUGUGGUCGCGCAUCGGCUCUACCGCGGGCAGUAGCCAGCAGGAGAUCAUCAGUGCAAACGGCGAAAAGGGAUGGACUCGCAACACUCCAAGCCUCACCAACACCAUCAACGACACAACGCACUCCGAGUCCCCUGCUCGCUCUCCUUCCGUCUAA
This is a messenger RNA of Penicillium cinerascens, 993 nucleotides long. RefSeq lists its product as uncharacterized. The record is from RefSeq and is a predicted model, not a curated record. The coding region runs from base 1 to 993 and encodes 330 amino acids. The transcript is spliced from 6 exons. Lineage: Eukaryota; Fungi; Ascomycota; Eurotiomycetes; Eurotiales; Aspergillaceae.